AUGGCAGUAGCUUCUUCCUCUUCCAGUGCUCACCUACAGUUAGUAGCAGCUGCAUUAACCAGUCUAAUACCAGGAAGUAAAGUCAUUACUAAAGAUGAUCCACUGUACAAGACACUCAAGGAUCCAAAACCACUAACAUAUGAGGUGAUGAGUAAGAAUGUCAUCGUUGAGAGCAGACCAGAGCCAGAUUCAACAAUAGUGGUACCACUAGAAAAGACAAUGAACAUUGAACUACAACCACUGGCAGCUAACAAAACAAGCGAUGAGGAAACCUUCAGUGAGCAAACCAGUUCAAAUAUCAUUAUCACAGUUAAAUUUCUCAAUGGUCAAGCCUACAGGUUUUCAGUGGAUCCAAGAGCUACAGUCUAUGCACUGAAGUGGGCCAUUUUUAAGAGUAAAGGAUUUGAUGAGUACACACAGUAUGACGUUAAUAACAUUGUACUGACCUUUGAGGGGACUGAGCUCAAUGACGAUGAUCGCCUUUUGAAAGAUUACAGAAUUAGAAACGGUUCCAUUGUACAAUUUGCAGUAAAACUAAAAGGGGCAGCCAAACCAAUAGUCCUAGUAUUAGACGAGGAGUUACUGGACCCUAACUACGAUUAUGACUUUACUAACGAAUGUGACACAGGCAGGGUGUAUCAACGAGGUCAAAGUCAAGGGUUCUUGGGUUUUCUAAAACAUGAUUAUCACUACAAACGUCCUUAUGGUUGGAAAAGAAUAGCUCUCAAAGUCAAGGGCAAGUAUCCUCCAGAUGAUACCUGGCUGGGUAUACCAGUAGCUGGUUCUGUGCGAACUAAAAGUUCAAAGGGAGAAUGGCCUGUCUCUUAUCAUGGAACAGACAAAGAAGGUGCAGAAGGUAUUGCAGCUAAAGGAUAUGAUGAGGAAAGAAUAAUAAGAGACAAAUUUGGAAGGGGUCUUUACUCAACACCUGAUGUUGACGUAGCUGCUGAUUUCGCCCCAAGAUUUACUCAUGAAGGAAAGAAAUAUGAAGCUGUGAUACAAAACAGAGUUAAUCUCAGACCUGGACACACUAAAAUAAUACCAAAAGAAAAGACACGACAUGGAGCAGAGUAUUACCUGACAUAUUCUUCGUAUGACCUCAGACCAUAUGGGAUAUGUAUAAGAGAAAUUCAAUCUAGUAAUGCCUAA
This is a messenger RNA of Amphimedon queenslandica, 1149 nucleotides long. RefSeq lists its product as uncharacterized. Lineage: Eukaryota; Metazoa; Porifera; Demospongiae; Haplosclerida; Niphatidae. Gene Ontology annotation, molecular function: protein binding. The transcript has a single exon. The record is from RefSeq and is a predicted model, not a curated record. The coding region runs from base 1 to 1149 and encodes 382 amino acids.